CACUUCUUUCUUUCUUUUCUUUCCUUUCCUUUCCUUUCUUCUUCAGCCUUCAGUUGGCCAGCGAAGCUCGCAGCGUGAGGUUGCUCUUUGGAAGCUCCCCCGCCCCACCGUCGAAGUCUCGAGUCGGAAGCACGCACGCAUGCGCAAAAAGAGAAGAAAGAAAGUGCCCACAGCAAACAGAGACACACACACACACACGCUCAAGGAAUACGAUUCAAAACAAACGAAACAAAACGAGGAACCGCGUAGAAUUUAAUAUUUUGUUGUUGUUUUCGCAAGUGUAAUCACAUAGCCCCUGAAAUUGGAAGUUGGCCAGUUAUCGGGCGACCCAUAUAGCGCUUUUCCUCCUUCCCUGGUUCCAGAAAAAAAUAUGAGCUCGGCCAUUGUGGGAGCCGCAUCCGCCAUUGGCGGAGCUGUGACGGCGGCCACCAGCAACAGCUGGUUCAUCCCCAUGCUAAUGGCGGCGGUGGCCUACUUCCAGUACGAGGAGAUCAUAGACCCGGAAUCCAAGCCCAGCGAUGUGGGCGGCGACGAUAUCCUCGAUCACUAUGACUUUAUAGUGAUAGGCGCUGGGUCAGCGGGUGCCGUGGUAGCGAAUCGACUCACCGAAGUGGAGAACUGGAAUGUGCUGCUCCUGGAGGCCGGCGGCGAUGAGACGGAACUCACGGAUGUCCCCCUAAUGGCUGGGUAUUUGCAGCUCUCCAAGAUCGACUGGCAGUACAAGACAGAGCCAUCGGGCACCUCGUGUUUGGCCAUGCAAGGAGGUCGCUGCAAUUGGCCCCGGGGCAAGGUCCUCGGCGGCAGCUCCGUCCUCAACUAUAUGCUCUAUUUGCGUGGCUCCAAGCACGACUACGACAACUGGGAGGCCAUGGGUAAUCCCAGCUGGUCCUACCGCGACGCCUUGUAUUACUUCAAGAAGUCGGAGGAUAAUACCAAUCAGUAUCUGGCCAAUACGCCGUAUCAUGCCACUGGUGGCUAUCUCACCGUUGGCGAGGCUCCCUAUCACACGCCGCUGGCCGCUAGCUUCGUGGAGGCCGGGGUCGAGAUGGGCUACGAGAAUCGGGAUUUGAAUGGUGAAAAAAUGACUGGGUUUAUGAUUGCCCAGGGUACAACACGUCGGGGAUCACGCUGCUCCACCUCGAAGGCCUUCCUCAGGCCAGCCAGGUUGCGUCCCAAUCUGCACAUCUCGAUGAACUCGCAUGUGACACGGAUUAUGAUUGACCCCGUAACGAAGCUGGCCUUCGGUGUGGAGUUUGUCAAAGAUCAAAAGCUCUAUCAUGUGAGGGCCACCAAGGAGGUGGUCCUGUCCGGCGGUUCGGUGAAUAGUCCCCAGCUUUUGAUGCUCAGCGGUGUGGGUCCGCGGAAGGAGUUGGCCAAGCAUCGGAUUCCACUCAUCAAGGAGCUGAGUGUGGGUGAGAAUCUGCAGGAUCACAUCGGUCUCGGUGGACUGACCUUCCUGGUUAACCAGCCCGUUUCAAUUGUGGAGAAUCGGUUCCAUACCAUGUCCACGGUGCUACAGUAUGCUGUCUUCGGGCAGGGACCCUUGACCAUACUGGGCGGAGUGGAGGGCCUGGCCUAUGUGAAUACGAAAUAUGCGAAUAGCUCGCUGGACUGGCCGGACAUUGAGUUCCAUUUUGUGUCGGGUUCCACCAACUCCGAUGGAGGAUCGCAGCUGAGGAAGGCCCAUGGCCUGACCGAGGCCUUCUACAGGGCUGUCUUUGAGCCGAUCAACAAUCGGGAUGCGUGGAGCAUCAUACCCAUGCUGCUCCGGCCACGCAGCGUGGGGAAUAUCAAGCUGAGAAGUGGCAAUCCCUUUGAUUAUCCCUACAUCUUUCCGAAUUAUCUGACGGAUGACUUUGACAUGAAGACCCUCAUUGAGGGCGUCAAGAUUGCGGUUGCUUUGUCGCGAACGAAGGCGAUGCAGCGUUUUGGCUCCCGAAUCUCCAGCAUCCGCUGGCCGGGCUGUGAGCAGGUGCCCCUGUUCACAGACGCCUUCUGGGAGUGCAUGGUGCGACGGUAUACGUCGACCAUUUACCAUCCGGUGGGCACCUGCAAGAUGGGUCCCUACUGGGACAAGGACGCCGUGGUGGACGCCAAGCUGAGGGUCUAUGGCAUCCGGGGACUGCGCGUGAUCGAUGCCAGCAUUAUGCCAAAGCUGGUCUCGGCCAACACGAAUGCCCCGGUCAUAAUGAUUGCGGAGAAGGGCAGCGAUAUGAUCAAGGAGUUUUGGAUCAAGAAUACCAUUGUCUGAGAGGAGGUAGAAAUAGUAGAGUGUUACGAGUGUGGGGCCCGGUUCUCUAUGAUCUGAUUUUUGGGUUGAUUAAGGUUUUAUCGUGAAGUUAUGAUUCCCAAAUGGUUCUGGCUUCAUGAUUUUCUUUCAGAUGAAAUAUGAAGAACUAGUUUUUCUUCCUAAAGAUUAUUUAAAAAAAAUAUUUAACUCCACGGAGAGUUUAAAUUGUAAAUCCUCUAAAAACAUCAGAAAUCAGAUCGUGAGAAUGGGGUCCCAUUUCCAGUGAGUGUUUGAGUAUAUGUCUGAGUUCCCUAAAUGUGUGAAUAAGUAUCUUUGAAUGCCUUGCGUGUUUCUGUGUAAAUGGUAUAAUUUUAAGAAGCCUAUAAUUUUUCCAAAAUUAUUUUUUAAAACCCUCCUUGAGCCCCAUCUCCCUUUUUUUUUUUUAUUAUUUUUUAAGCACAACUCUGUGUAUUUAUUUAAAUUAUACAAUAUGUGAACGCAAUACAAAGUAAAAAAGGCGAGUUCUUUAUGAUUUCCAGGGGGGGACUUC
Molecule: messenger RNA, 2780 nt
Organism: Drosophila kikkawai
Lineage: Eukaryota; Metazoa; Arthropoda; Insecta; Diptera; Drosophilidae
Source: RefSeq, a predicted model, not a curated record